CUUAGCCAUGAACUAGAACAAUUUCAAACAGCUCCUGGGAUGAGCCUAACAUGUUCUUCUCACCAAACAGCUGACUUGUGCGCUUUGUUUAUAAACGAAAGCGCGCGGAAAUCGUAAAUAGAGUAAAGUGUUUUUACUGAUUUUCAAUCGAUGAAGUGCACCUUAGAAGGAAGCAAUGCGCGCGUCCUUGCAAAGGCAAUACAAUCGCUCUCCAAAGUGGGCAAGGAAUUGUUCAUUGAGGCUGAUGGCCAAGGAUUACAGAUGCGCACUAUUAAUGCCACACAAUCGGCUGUGGGCAGUAUACGUUUCAGUCGCGCAAUGUUUGAUACAUUUCAGAUGCCUCCCAGCGGCGAUUGCUACUGUAAAAUUGCCAUGAAGUCGUGUCUGGGCGUCUUCCGCAAUAUGAAGCAGGUGGAGCACUGUGAGCUAAGCGUUGUAAAUAAUAGCACCAAGUUUCAAGUUAAGCUGCGCUGCAAGUUAGAAACUACAAAGCAAGCACUGCUCUCUAUUGUGGAUGAACAGAACAUCACUUCAGCUGUGCCCACAGAUCAAAGCGUGAAUUGCAUACGUGGAGACUUCAAAUUGUUCAUGGAAAUAUCGAACAGUUUCAUUGCCUCGGAGGAGGAAUUGACCCUGGAGGCCAAACCUGACAGCUUGUCGGCCAAAAACUACAUCGAAGGCGCGCGUGUAAAUGAUAAAUUCAUGCGAUCACAGCUGAAACUGAAGCCCAGUGAAUUUUCGCACUAUCAAGUGGCCCAAGAAGCCGUGAUUACAUUCUGCAUCAAAGAAUUUCGCGCUUUUCUACUCUUUGCAGAAGCUCUAAACGCUGAAAUGUCAAUAGAGUUUGAUGAUGCAGGAAGUCCCUUUCUGCUUAAGAUUAAGAAGCAUGCAGAGAUUGAAUGUAUACUAAUUCUAUCCACGCUGUCACCCGAUGACGUUAGCUUUUCUGAGGAUUACUGUCAGCGCGAUAUCCGCGAGGCUGAUCUGCUCAGUGUAGCUCAGAAGCGGAAAAGCAGCACACCAGGACCAACAGUGCAGCAGAAACGUCGUCUUGCUGAAAACACCACUGUAAUAUCGGACGAGGAUGCGUCAGUUUUUCAAUUUCGUGAGCAUCGCCCACCUCGUCCAUCCGAAGCUCCAUCCGUACAACCAGCAAGACUGUUGGCCGAUGGCGAUACUGUGGAUGUGGUUGAAGAGGAGGCUGACGAAGAAGCCUUGCUGUUGGCUGUGUCAGAGGCAGCACAAGCUAGCCAGGCAUAUCCACCGAACAGCACUGAGGUCUACUUCUUUGAGACGGAGGAGGCGCCGCCCACAGUGUUGCCACCUGAAAAAAUCAAUGACGCAGAGGAGGAAGACGAAAGCAUACCACAGUCGCCGGAACGUGAACAAAGGCACAAGUUGCGCACGAUUUUCUCACGUUGCUUUCAAAACACAUAUGUGCCACGCGAGCCAUCACCCAAUAGUCAAGUGUAUGCUCCCAAUUCGGAUACCGAGGAUUAG
This is a messenger RNA of Drosophila nasuta, 1500 nucleotides long. RefSeq names its product cell cycle checkpoint control protein Rad9 (gene Rad9). Gene Ontology annotation, biological process: mitotic intra-S DNA damage checkpoint signaling; cellular response to ionizing radiation; DNA repair. The record is from RefSeq and is a predicted model, not a curated record. The coding region runs from base 151 to 1500 and encodes 449 amino acids. The transcript is spliced from 4 exons. NCBI's taxonomy places the organism in Eukaryota, Metazoa, Arthropoda, Insecta, Diptera, Drosophilidae. Gene Ontology annotation, cellular component: checkpoint clamp complex.